This is a messenger RNA of Bombyx mandarina (wild silkworm), 2080 nucleotides long. RefSeq lists its product as uncharacterized. Lineage: Eukaryota; Metazoa; Arthropoda; Insecta; Lepidoptera; Bombycidae. The record is from RefSeq and is a predicted model, not a curated record.
GGGUCAUAGAUAUUUUUUGUUAGUUAAUUUUUUUCUCCGUUUAAUUCGUCAGUGGAGUAAUCGAAUUUCGCGGACGCCGGGCUCUAUUACCGGACAACAGGAUGUUCCUCUGGCGUGCGUGGACCUUGGCCAUGUGCGCGUGUGCGGUCAUGGCACAGCGCAUCGACCAGGAAGCGUUGUUGUCGCCCAGGCCGGCCCGAGUUCGUGACCGGGACAUCAACAAGGAUGAACCUACUUGCGAUCAGCUCAAGGCGAUGUGGAGAUUCUCGAAGCGACAAGCCCGUGCUCCCGAGAUCAUGAACGAAGUGAGUUCCUACAGAGACCCGUUGAUGUACAAUGAAUGGCCUGUCUACACAGCUGUGCCCAGAGCCGCCCCAAGGUUCCGCUACCAGUACCCGACGAUGCCCCGCGAAGCUUACGGCAGAGUUGUUACGAAAGCUCCCCCCAACGUCGUUCGCACCCCGGAUUACGAUGAGAUGUUCGGAAUGCUGAAUGUUCCGCACACUUCUGGAAAGAUCCUGAGGUACCCCGGACCUUCUCGUCCCCGUGGGGGAACCACAUACAUGGUGCCACCACAGCGUGACAGAUUCGAAGCCCUGAAGAAGCUCAUAAGGCAAGAGCACGUGCGUGAGCUUCAUCGGAAAUACGAGACUGAACAGAAGCAAGAACUGAAGGACAUGACUACCGGACAUAACAACGAUGACUACGUCUAUGGAGCAUACGGGGAACAGGAACCUCGUGGUCUGCAACCGCUUCAGGUCCCGGAAUACUCUGAAGAGUCCUCGGCCAGGCACUCCAAGAAACCUCCAUCCGGAAGCCGCCAAGUCUCCCAGUUCUCUCGCUACUCGGACGUGUUGCUGCCCCCGGUCCGCCGCACCUUCUACCACCCUUACAUCGAGUACACGGCCCCCGAAUACAUUCCCUACGUGUACUGAGCGCUCACCCAGACAACCGACGCUUUCCAGAAAACUCUCGAAGCUUUAUUAAAUACAGUUACCAUAUCGAAGGCAUAUCUUGGCUCUUGCUUCGAUUUACUCCGCGAGCUUCCUCUGCGUUCUAUUUUUUAUAAUAAAUACUUUCUUAUAGUAGUUUCUUGUUAUAGUUAAGGCAGUGCCGCGUGAUUUUCUAGUUAGUGUGCGUGAGAGAUCGUUAGAGAUACGAAGAAGCGAACUAUUCUCGGCUCCGACGAGUCAAUUUGUGAGAUUAUCGAUUAAAAUUUCGCACAUCAACCGAUGUCGCGCGUCACUGCUUCGACUUGACGUUUUGAAUCGUAUUUUUCGAUAGAUGUAAGAUUUUAUGAAAGUCGCCAUCGACACGUAUGUAGGUACCUUAUAAUACUUCCCUAAUUAUGAUGAGACGUAUACAAAUAAAUACGAGCAAUUAUAUUUGACUUCGAUGUCAAUUUGACUUAUUAUGAUUGCGAAUUUUCGACAAUAAUAAUACAAUUCGACAAUAAUAUUGUAAUUUGACAAUAAUAAUAUCGUAAUUCGACAAUAAUGUUUGUGCGUUUACAUUUGACGUUUAGUAGGAUUUAAUUAAGUAUUUUAAAAUAGACUUUUAUUAAAGAGUAAUAAAUCUUUUUUGGAUCUUGGUAGCCAUUACAGGCUUAGUUUAGUUAUAGAUAAUGUUUCGGGCAAAGGAAUUUGUUUUUGCAAAUUUUUAUUUGUGUGUUAACAUAAAAACAAACUUUUAGGUUAGUUUGAUGUUUCUUAUUUAUUUAUAUACACCCAAACAAUGCUUUUAUUUUAUUAAUUUUUAUUAUUCUUAUUUUAUUAAAGUCAUUUAUCUCAUUAUUUGUCUUAUAAAGCGCAGCCUGCAUAAUUAGGCAUGAAUAUAAUAACAAUAACUAAUAUAUUAUAGCAUGAACUAUAUAACUAUUUACAACAUGAAAUUUCAUUAAUUGUUGUGAUUAGAAUCUAAGAAGGAAAUGUAUUAGAAAUAUAUAUAUUAUAUACAUAAAAUAUUCAAAAUUAUGUCUAUUACCAAAAGCCAACGGGACGGCUGUGUCGGUUUCGGUAGCAAAUAACUUUUUAAUGAGUACAUAGCGACUCUGUUUUUAAGCCAGUUCCUGAAGUUUUUU